GGUGAGGAGGCCUGGUGUGUUACAGCAGGACAGUAGUAAAGUGUGGACAGGAUAUGCAGGACUGGAUCUGGAUGUUUUGCAGAUGUUCCUCCAUGCUUUAACACAACAGAUCUAUCAGUGCAGAGCAAGAAAUGCUGGGCUGGGAGUGGUGGUUGUGUGUGUAUGUGUGGAAAGGGUGUGUGAGUAUCUGUCCACUUGGGUAAAACGUGAGUGUGUGUGUGUGUGUGUAGUGAAGGAUGAGGAUGUGUGUGGACCUGUGUGGAGGAAAGCGAGGUGUGUGUGAGGGCCUACAGGUAAAGAGGCUUCUGCGCUCAGCUGGACAGUGUGCUUACCUGCAGCGAGUUCAGCUCAUCAGAUUUGACCUGAUAGACUCUAGACAGGACACACAGGACCCAGUGCAGGAGUGGGGUGAGGAGGUGGAGGAUGGUGUUGUGUACGGAGUGGCGCUACACCGCAUAUGUGAUCUUGAGGAUCCCACUGACCCUGCCCCCUCCUCUGAGCCCUGUCCCCAAAGCUGUGUACAGUAUCGGACGCUGAAGGUCCGGCGGCUCAAGGCAGCCACUCUGCAGAGGUUGGUGAGCGAGCUGGUCCAACCGGAGUGCAGCGACCCGGAUUACCCCCGAAUCUUUCUGUCCACCUAUAGAGCCUUCACCUGCACCACCUCACUCGUACAGCUGCUCUUCCAGAGGGAAGACUCCAUCACUAACCUGGACAGCAGUGUGUGUGUGAGGAGCUCUGUCCCUGUGCUGGUGCGCUUGUGGUUGGAUGAGUACUGGGAGGACUUCAGAGAUGCUCCUCAGCGCUCGGCUCUCAGGCUGCUGUGUGCUCACCUGCGUCACCGACUGUGUUUCAGACGCCUCGCCCGGCAGGCUGAAACUCUGCUGCACACACUGCAGGAGGAAGACAAGCGUUCCAUCAGUGAGCAGUCAGAGCUCAGCAGUGGCCCUGCAGUGGAUGGGAUCAGUGGUAAAGAAUUGACAGGGUCAGACCAGGCCCAGACCGAAGGUUUACUGAGCUUCUCCGCCCGGGACAUCGCAGAACAGCUUACACGACUGGAUGCUGAUCUGUUUGUGAAAGUGGUUCCGUUCCACUGUCUGGGCUGCAUUUGGUCUCAGAGGGAUAAGAAGGAAAACCGGAGUUUGGCUCCGACAGUCCGCGCUACCAUCGCCCAGUUUAACGCAGUCACCAACUGGGUCAUCACCUCCCUUCUGUGUCCGAACUCAACCUCCACACCCAGCUCUCCACAAACACCCCGCUCACCCAAAUCAUCUUGCUUGCCCACACCACCCCAAUCGCCCAAACCACCCCGUUCACCCAGAUUAGCCAGAAUGUGCCAAUCAGCGCUUUGCCUGCUCACAAGCCCCGCCCAGCGCGCACGGAUCAUUGAGAAGUGGAUCUCCGUAGCUCAGGAGUGCCAUCAACUGAGGAAUUUCUCCUCCCUCAGGGCGAUUCUCUCCGCACUACAGUCUAACUCUGUGUACCGCCUCAAAAAGACAUGGGCAGCAGUCAGCAGGGAGAGUGUGGCCGUCUUCGAGCAGCUAUGUGAAAACUUCCCUGACGAAAACUGUGUCCUGACCACCAGAGAGAUCCUGGAGGAUGGGAACCAGACGGAUGAUGGCUGCCUCUCCAAAGCCCCUAAAUCCCCCAGACUGAGCCCCAGACACACGAGCUGCAGUACUGGGGAGGUUCCAUACCUGGGCACGUAUCUGACAGCUCUGACCAUGCUGGACACUGCGCUGCCGGACACGGUUGAGGGAGGCCUGAUCAACUUUGAGAAGCGAAGGAGGGAAUUUGAGAUUUUGUCUCAGAUUCGGGUGCUACAGGCAUCCUGCUCCCUGUAUUCUUUCCCCACGCACCCUUCCAUCUGCUCCUGGCUCAGGAGCAGCACUCCCCUCUCCGACCAGCAGAGUUAUAAUUUGUCUCGAGAGCUGGAGCCUCCAGUGGAUCCAUGCCCAAAUUCUCCGAGCUUCUGGAACCAGCGUCUCAUCGCCAAGAAGAUUACCUCGUUGCUAAGCAGCAGUGAGAGAUCUAAUGCAGAUCAGAUCAGUGUGUCUUCCUCCGGCUCCAGUGGCUCGGAGAUGGACGACCUCUCCCCUCUCCGACAUAAACCUCAGUGUGGAUCCUUAAACAACAUUUCUGAAGACCCCACUGUCUCGUCUGUCCAGCAGGACCUCUGUUCCGAUGGUGCAUCAUCAUCAUCUUCGUCUUCAUUAUCCUCCUCCUGCUCUGCCCCCUCUCCCCACCCCGCCUUUAAUAAGCAGGUGGGCGACUCCUGCAUCAUCAGGAUCAGCAUGGAGAUAGACCUCGGCACCAUCUACAAAAGCAUCCUGAUAACCAGUCAGGAUAAGACGAGUCAGGUGGUGCAGAGAGCUCUCUCCAAACACAACCUGGACAACCUGAGCUCGAACGACUUCAGCCUCAUCCAGAUGCUGCCUCACAACAAAGAGCUGCUGUUGCCGGACAAGGCGAACGUGUUCUAUGCCAUGUGUCCCUCAGCAAGUUACGACUUUGUGCUUCGUCAGCGCUGGAAAAGCCAUGACAAAGCGCCGGCAACCUGCUCCAGCCCCGCAGCCGUGCCUCGAGGUCGCCAUGCAAAAUGACAUCAACGCCUCUGAUGAUAGCGAUGUUUGGAAUAGGGCUUAAAAAGGCCUCAUUAGAAAAUCACUCGAUGAUGCUAACAGCACCACCUCUGGUUUUGAAGCCUGACUGACUUACAACUGACAAUGAAAUUGUGUUCAUUUGUGCAGGACUUCAUUAAGCUAUUAGAAAAUGCAGUAAGCUAAGCGACAGCACCACCCGUGGUGUGGAAAACUCAAUACACAUCCAGGGCUUUUUGUUCUCUUCAGAUGUUUCACAUCAGUACUAAGCUAAGCUAACACACUCAGUUUUGAACUGCACUCACUCUGAUGUUCACUAAUGUCUACUCGGAUGUUGCAGUGCCUUGUUAAUGGACAUCUGAUUUUAUAAUGAAGUAGAAACAUGAAGGAUUUGUGAUGAAGCAGCUGUAUGGAUUAUCUAUGACUGCUGUACUAUAAGAGUCUCUAACUAAGUUAGAAGUGUAGAGCAUUUAAUGUAUUUUUGGAAUCUCCUGGAAGGUAUAAUACUAUCCCUUGCCAAGUUUUAUUGGCUUUAAUAUGAUGAAUUCAUGCUUUUUAACAGUGUUGCCCUUUAACUGAAACAUUAAUAUAGAUAUUUAUAUGAAUAAUUUUCUCAUAUGUAUUAAUAAUACAAAUAAUAAUAAUGGUGACUAAACUACAGAGCUAAUAUAUUCUUUGAAUGAAAGUUAGAAUGUUUUAAGUAGUAGUUUAAUAAAAACUGCUGCAUUUCAGUGUUAGUGCUGCGAUUUUUUAAAUGCAGAAGUGAUUGUAUUUAUUUUAAUAUCUGUGGAACCACAAUGUGUUGUGUUUUUGUCUGUCCAGCUGUGUUCUUUUGUGUUGGGUCUCUGUACAGCUGCAUAUCUAGCUGAAUGUCAUUAAAGGCACCAUACAGAGAGAUUUCUUUUAAAAGCUCAUUACGCAGCAGCAGCAGCAGAACAGCACUGUUUUACAGAUGAGUCUGCUGCUUAUUGUACCUUUUAACAAACCAUGCCUAAUCACACAGCACUUCAUUACAAGUGUUAUAUUUAUUUUUACAUGAUAUACUUCAUGUUUAUCAAUAUUCACCUUGUCUCAUAACUAACAUUCACAUAAAUGUAAGUUAAAAUGUACUUUAAGCUGCCUGUAAAUAAUUCUGUUUAAUCUGCCCUGAAUCAGAAACAUCAGAUUAAAUAGUAAAGUGGAUUUCCAUACAGCUUUCAAAAUGUUUUUGAUUAUGAGUAGUUUUAAUUGAGUUAUUAUACAAUAUAAAAUAAUUAAACAGUUAAGAUGAAACAAAAUAAUUCAGAUAAGUUUGGUGUGGGCUUGUUCACAUUGGUGUUGAAAUUAUCACCUCCAGCCACACUGGGAUAAGACUGCUCUGGACACCCUGCUCUUCAUUAAGAAUGUAUUUAUUAUAACCCCCACUCAACAAUUAUGCAGAAAUUGAAAAUCAUUUGAUGGAAUUCCUUCAUGUUGUGUUUGUGUAGCUUACCACUGGUCCGCCUUUAUGACUAAAUUCCAACUUUUUUUUUUUUUUCUUUUCAUUUUUUGUUUUAGAUUUUAUGGGAAACUGUAUUUUAAUGUUCUCUGGUCUUCAGUCUGCUCUCUGUUCUGUUUACACUCAGCACUUUUGAAUUACAUUUAAAUAAAUUAAUUUAGUUAA
This is a messenger RNA of Astyanax mexicanus (Mexican tetra), 4239 nucleotides long. It is a transcript of the gene rgl3a, whose product is annotated as ral guanine nucleotide dissociation stimulator-like 3a. Lineage: Eukaryota; Metazoa; Chordata; Actinopteri; Characiformes; Acestrorhamphidae. The record is from RefSeq and is a predicted model, not a curated record. The coding region runs from base 237 to 2600 and encodes 787 amino acids. Gene Ontology annotation, cellular component: plasma membrane. Gene Ontology annotation, molecular function: guanyl-nucleotide exchange factor activity. Gene Ontology annotation, biological process: Ras protein signal transduction; positive regulation of GTPase activity. The transcript is spliced from 17 exons.